Molecule: messenger RNA, 411 nt
Organism: Lactuca saligna
Lineage: Eukaryota; Viridiplantae; Streptophyta; Magnoliopsida; Asterales; Asteraceae
Source: the annotation of a GenBank genome assembly
AUGGCUCGUACUAAGCAGACAGCAAGGAAAUCCACCGGAGGAAAGGCUCCAAGGAAGCAGCUGGCCACCAAAGCAGCAAGAAAGUCGGCUCCGGCGACCGGAGGGGUGAAGAAGCCACACAGAUUCAGGCCAGGAACCGUAGCUCUUCGAGAAAUCAGAAAGUAUCAGAAGAGCACUGAGUUGUUGAUCAGGAAGCUGCCGUUUCAGAGGCUUGUGAGGGAAAUCGCUCAGGAUUUCAAGACGGAUCUUCGAUUUCAGAGCUCUGCUGUUGCUGCACUACAGGAGGCAUCUGAGGCGUACCUAGUUGGAUUGUUUGAGGAUACGAACUUAUGCGCGAUUCAUGCUAAGAGAGUCACUAUUAUGCCUAAGGAUAUGCAACUCGCUCGUAGGAUCCGUGGUGAGAGAGCUUAA